UGGUUAGGUGCUGUAGAGUCAAACACAAACACUCAGUGAUCUGAAAGUGAAGGAAAAACAGACUGAGGAGAGAAAAUAACAGAAAUGACAUUUUCCCACUCACUUGAAUAUUCACACUAUAUUCACUCUUGAAUAUACUGAAUGAUACAAUCGAUAAUCUUGAUGUGGCUUUACAGACGGCAAUACGAUUUGUAGUUCUUCUCAUUUUCCUACUAUGUUUUAAAAGAAAUAGACGUCAAACACAAGAUUUCUGGUUCUACAUCAGCUGACGAGGAAACAUUGAAGAGGACAACAGAGCCUGAAGACACAGAAACCCAGAGAGGAUCAUUUCCAGAGUCUCUCAAUGAACACCCAGAUAAGCGGACACUGUGGGCUGGAGAAUCAAGGCUCCUGCUGCUUGAAUGCAGUUCUUCAGACGCUCUUCAUGACGAAGGAGUUCAGGGAACAUGUCGAGAGUGUUUCAUCUGAUGAUGACUUCAUUAAAGAGCUGAAGAAAUUGUUCAAUGAAUUGGAGACACAGAAAAAUGCAGUUUCAGCAGCUGGGAUCACAGAGAGCCUCGGCAUUACAGACGUUCAUAAAGAACAAGAUGCAGCAGAACUUCUGCAUUUGAUCCUUAAAAAGACUCCUGGAUCCUCUGAGAUUUUUAAGGGCACAAUCAAGACCACAAUAACAUGGAGGCUAUGCGGACACAAGCAAGAAAGCUUGGAGGCUUUUCUCUCAUUGACAGUCUCUUUUAAAGACUCUCAGGAUGUGGAAGAUGCUGUAGAGGCACAUAUUGAUCAAAUGUGUGGAGAGUAUCCGUUGAAUUGUUUUCAUUGUAACAGCACAGGCUGUAAAAAGGAAAGUGAGAUGAUCAACUUUCCAAAGCUACUGAUUAUUCAGUUGUCCAGGUUUGAGAAGGUCUCAUAUGGCUACAGAAAAAAUGUUUGGAAAGUGAUCAUUCGUCCUCAGAUUAAGGUUUCCUCUCAGACAUAUGAACUCUAUGCCAUAGUAAACCAUUGUGGCACAUAUGAUGGUGGAUACUAUAAUGCAGACAUCAAAUGUGAAGAUAAAAUCUGGUAUCGAUUUAAUGACUGCAGUGUCUCAGAGAGUCCUCUGAAGAGCGUCUUCAUAAACGAGAGCUCCACACUCAGGAGUUCAUUUGCCUAUCUACUCGUGUACAGACGCAGAGAGUAAAUGUCGAGAUCCCCACACUCAGCUGAAUCUGAAUUAUUCUCAUAUUUGAUGAAGUUUGCAUCAUUGAUUCAGUUAUUUUCCUCUUUAUUACUGUGAAGUUGAUUUAAAACAGUCUGUAACAUGAAACAUAUUCAUGCAUUUAUUCAUCUUUCAUGUUAAUCAUUUAAUGAUUUAUGGCUUAUGAUUUAUCCAACAUUAUCUCUUGAUUUCAUAUAUUCAUGUACUCUACUCCAUAUAUUAAUCCUCAUCAUAUUUUCAAGUGUUUACUCUUUAUUGUACUCAUGUUAUGGUUAUUCUUUCAUCUUUAAGAUAAUGUAUUUCACUGUAUUCAGUUGUUCGAGUGUUUCAGUGUUCAGGUUAUGUCGACACGUUUGUGGUUAGAUAUCGGACGCCUGUCCAUGUACUGCAGAAGUGAUGAUCAUUUUGAACUUGAUGUACCUUUGUAUCAAAAUAUGUCUGUUUCCAUCUCUGCAGACAUGAGAUAAUGCAAGACCUGCUUCUGCUUCUUCUCUUCUACCUUCAUUUCAUUCUGCAAACAUCUUCCUUCUUCUGUUCUCUCUUUCUCUAUAUUCAGAUCUUCACUCUUCAUCUGUUCCACACAAUACUCUGUAUUUUAUUAUAAACUAUUAUUUUCCUCAGUCAUUUCUUUGUCUCUGUAAUUUUUACUUUAUUAUUCCUUAUUUAGAUUUGAUCUCUGACAUGAUUUGAUCUCUGGACUGUCUGGAUAUAUAAAUAAAUAAAACAUAAAUAAAAGUGAA
Megalobrama amblycephala (Wuchang bream) is the source of this 1935-nucleotide messenger RNA. RefSeq names its product ubiquitin carboxyl-terminal hydrolase 12-B-like. The record is from RefSeq and is a predicted model, not a curated record. Bases 344 to 1177 code for a protein of 277 amino acids. Lineage: Eukaryota; Metazoa; Chordata; Actinopteri; Cypriniformes; Xenocyprididae. Gene Ontology annotation, biological process: protein deubiquitination. The transcript has 12 exons. Gene Ontology annotation, molecular function: cysteine-type deubiquitinase activity; cysteine-type endopeptidase activity. Gene Ontology annotation, cellular component: nucleus; cytosol.